Messenger RNA from Rhodotorula toruloides NP11, 642 nucleotides. RefSeq lists its product as uncharacterized. Bases 1 to 642 code for a protein of 213 amino acids. The transcript is spliced from 2 exons. Lineage: Eukaryota; Fungi; Basidiomycota; Microbotryomycetes; Sporidiobolales; Sporidiobolaceae. The record is from RefSeq and is a predicted model, not a curated record.
AUGUCCAUCUCGGCUACUCCCGACGCCCCCGCCCUGUCCACCAUGCCCUCCUCGUCCUCUCCCAUCGCUCAUCUCCUUACGACCCACCUCCCCACUUCACCCCUCGUACCGCGCCUCACGACCCUCUCCUCCACCCUCCUCACGCACAAGGUCGACAAGGAGACGCGGAGACAGGUCGAACAAUUGAGGGGGGAGAUGCGGGAUCGUUGGAGGGCUGAGGCGUUCAAAGUCAAGGCUAGUUGGAUGGCUGGAGUUGUACCGAGUCACGAGAGAGAGGGACAAGGGGGUGUUGACGGCGAGCAAGGAGCGGAAAGGGAAGCGGGCGAAGAAGCGCAGAACGGGGACGACCCCCUCCUCCAGCCCACAAUCAUUUCCGACGCCGACGGCGCAGCCGAGAUGUCCCGCCAAGUCGACGACAAAGUCGAGAGUGGCAUGGCGGAGCAGAUGAAGGUUGCGGAGGAGGUUGUGAGGGGAUCGGUGGAGAGGAGCGAGGGGAUGGAGAUGGAGUUGUGGCUUGGACAGGCGAUCCUCGACGGCUUCUCCUCAGGUGCGGGCGACGAAGACCAAGCCGCGCGAUUCGUCCUCGACCGGCUCGAAGACGCUUUCUUCGAGGCUGGCUUGUCGCUCGACGAGAGCAAGUAG